This is a messenger RNA of Rubroshorea leprosula, 719 nucleotides long. NCBI's taxonomy places the organism in Eukaryota, Viridiplantae, Streptophyta, Magnoliopsida, Malvales, Dipterocarpaceae. The record is from the annotation of a GenBank genome assembly.
CUGUAGUCCCUUUCACGACUUCCUAACCCCUCCGACUUCUGUGAAGAAAGCACUGAUUUUGCUUUUCGGAGAAGGAGAUCGCACACUCUUCAAUCAAUGGCUGAUCCUGAACUUGAAGCAAUUAGAAAAAGAAGGAUGCAAGAGCUAAUGGCUCAACAUGGAAUGGGGAGUCAACAAAACUCUGAACAACAAAACGCUCAGGAAGAGGCUAAGAGGGAGGCAGAAGAACAGAGGCAGAUGAUGCUCAGUCAGGUUUUGUCUUCUGAAGCACGGGAAAGACUUGCUCGAAUUGCUUUGGUUAAACCUGAGAAAGCAAGGGGUGUUGAGGAUGUCAUACUCAGGGCUGCUCAGAUGGGUCAGAUAGCUGAAAAGGUUUCUGAAGAAAAGCUUAUAUCACUGCUAGAGCAGAUAAACACCCAAACAACCAAACAAACCAAAGUCACAAUCCAGCGGCGUCGAAGUGUUCUUGAGGACGAUGAUUAGAUCAGAUUUCAGAUAUGAAACUUGUCCUUUAUGGUAUCUAUUAUACUUCUCUUCUUUACUGGUUGUAUGUCAUGGGUAUUACUCUGUCAGCUGUAUGACUUGUGAUCUUCUCCACUGUAUUCCCUUGACACCUUUUGCUUAUGUGCUAUGUUAUUGUUCCCCUAUUCUACAGUCAAAUUAUUUGAGUAAUAAAUCAGAAUAUGAGGGUGACCACUUGAAGUAAUCGUGUAACAAUA